CCGGACAGGCCCUAAACGCUCUCGCGCCAUGACGACGAACAACAAGGUGGAUCGAGUUGUUGGCAUCGAUCUGGAUGGCGUCCUCUUGCACCUCUUCCCGACGCCGCACGGGAAUAUGUUUGCAAUGAGCGAAAUAGCUGUGUCGCUGUUCAAGGAGAACCCAGGAGCAUUUGGCAAGGAGCUGAGAUCAGGCAGGUACAGCAGAGUCCAGACGAAGGAGAAGGGGCUCAUCAGGCUGCUGGAUGAACACGAAAUCCCCCCCGAAUCAGCCACAAUCAAAGGAGCAACCCUCCUGUCGCCGCAGACGCUGGAAGAGAUCCUCCACAACCGGAGACGAGGCCAACUGUUUGGAACUUAGGAAGAUCUGGUUGCAACGCUGCAAGUGAACCUGCUGAGGAUGAUAACCGAGGAAGCUGUCCAGCUUAUCGGCGAGCUGCAGUACGAGGAAGCACUGCCGCUUGCAAUGGACGCUGUCCAGAUCGGGCAGAAGCUCUUUUAUCCGCGCCACACUCCUCAGCUCGUCCCUCUCUACCUCAUGGUCAUCCAGGCCAAUCUGGGUCUUGAGCGGGUGAUGCAGAGCGAGGACCUGCUGGGGCUGGCUGCAUGGCUACUCCUCCAGGACACAUCCGGAGCGCGUCACAACGCCAUGCGAGCAGAGCUAGGGCGGCUCUACGGGCAGCUGCAUGUUAUCAAGGGGAAUGUGGACGAAGCCCUCAAAGCAUACUCCGAGGAGAUUUACUACAACUCUCUUGAGUAUGGCGUCUAUGACACCCACACCAGCGUUAGUUUCUUCCACCUCGGCCAAGUCCAUCGCUCCCUGGGGCGAACGCGCGACCAUAUGGCCUGUUGCGAUCUCGUCAUCGAGUCGUGGCUUCCCAAGCUCAAAGAGUUAGUGUUUGAUCCUUCCCAUGUCCACGGGUGUGGCCUCAAGCCCGACACUGACCGUGUCCACGUCGAGUGCACGUCUCCACUGGCUCAUGUCCAUUCGCACGAGAUGACCAAGCUCCUCCAGGAGAUAAGCCAGCAGCGAGCAGAGUCAUACGGGCCACACCACGUCCGGGUUGGCGAGGCGUUCAUGGCGCAGGGCCUCCUUCACCUGUACAACCACCGGAGCAGCCUGGCGAUGGCGGCGCUAGAGCACGCGAGCUCGGUGGUGAGAGACAAGGACCAAGCGCUCUUCCAGCUGUGCCUCGAGGCAAUCCGGAUGCUCCAAACUUAAAAUGCCAUGACACACUUAAAAAUA
Molecule: messenger RNA, 1243 nt
Organism: Selaginella moellendorffii
Lineage: Eukaryota; Viridiplantae; Streptophyta; Lycopodiopsida; Selaginellales; Selaginellaceae
Exons: 8
Coding region: 398-1219 (273 amino acids)
Molecular function (GO): protein binding
Source: RefSeq, a predicted model, not a curated record